Messenger RNA from Talaromyces amestolkiae, 765 nucleotides. RefSeq lists its product as uncharacterized. Gene Ontology annotation, molecular function: RNA binding; ribonuclease T2 activity. Gene Ontology annotation, cellular component: extracellular region. Gene Ontology annotation, biological process: RNA catabolic process. NCBI's taxonomy places the organism in Eukaryota, Fungi, Ascomycota, Eurotiomycetes, Eurotiales, Trichocomaceae. The record is from RefSeq and is a predicted model, not a curated record. Bases 1 to 765 code for a protein of 254 amino acids. The transcript is spliced from 4 exons.
AUGUCUCGCGCACUCGGUGUCAUCGCCCUCGGCGCUGCUGUCAAGGUUGCCCUCGCCGGCACCCUUGAAACCUGCUCUUCCAGCUCCCCUUUGAGUUGCAGCAGCAGCAAGUCGGCCUCUUGCUGCUACGAGUCUCCCGGUGGUCUUUUGCUCCAGACCCAGUUCUGGGACUAUAGCCCUUCCAUCGGUCCUUCUGACUCUUGGGGUAUCCACGGACUCUGGCCCGAUAACUGCGAUGGCUCCUACGAUGAGAGCUGCGACUCCUCACGUGCAUACAAGGACAUCACCACCUUGAUCCAGAACGCAGGUAAAACCGACCUGCUGGAUUACAUGGACACCUACUGGCAGAGCAACGACGAGUCCACCGAGGCCUUCUGGGAGCACGAGUGGUCUACCCACGGCACUUGCGUCAACACCAUAAAACCGUCUUGCUACACUAACUACUCGACUGGUGAUGAAGCGGUGGACUUUUUCCAGCAGGUUGUGGAUCUGUUCAAGACGCUGGAUACUUACUCUGCUCUCUCAGCUGCUGGCAUCACCCCAGAUGACAGCGCGACUUAUGCCCUGAGCGAUAUUCAGGAUGCUGCCGCUGCCAUCCACGGUGGCAAGGUUCCCUACUUUGGUUGCUCCAGCGGCGCUCUGUCGUCUGUUUACUACUAUUUCUACCUUUCUGGAAACGCUAUCAAUGGAACUUAUAGUCCUACUGACUCUCCCAACAGCUCCAACUGCCCCGAUACUGUCUCGUAUCCUCCCAAGUCUGGUUAA